CCACCUCUCGCCCGACAAGCAACCAGCACAACACGAUGUCCCCGCCGUCGAUCCAAGCAGUCACGAUGGACAAUCCUCUCACGGAUACACCGCCGCCGGACAUCCUGGCCCUCCACCGCAUGCUCGAAAUGUUCUCCCACGCUCUCUAUGUUGAUGUCCGCCGCACCUUGGACCCCGCCGCCGUCAUCCCCUCGGAUAUAACACAUCGCAUGACGAGUGUCUACAACAUCAAAGGUGAGCGUCAAGUCCGCCCCGCCUUCCUGACCAAACUGCGCGGCCACAUGCGCUCCCUUCGCGAGGCGCGCAACGCGGGUGAGACAGGUAAGGCGUUCAGCGUUGAGCACUUCAUCGUGUCUCUGGGUGUCGCGGGGAUGCUAUGCCGACUGGUGAAUAUGAAGGACGGGGAUGUGGGCAGCGAUAUGAAACCGAGAUUGAGGUAUCGGUUGGGCUAUGUGAAGUUGGUGCAGAAGCGGGAUGCGGAGAAUGGGGUGGAGGUUUGGGUGCUGGAUUGGAAAGAGGGGAACCCAGGGGAUGAGAGGGAGCUGGGGGAGAUUGAGAAGGAGAUUGGGGGUUUGGGGGUUGCGGGGACGGGGGAUGGGAUGGAGGUUGGCUCGCGUAUCAAUGGCUUGGAUUCUGAGUUCGUAAAAGGCCAUCGGUAUGGGGCACUGCUAUGUGCGGUGCUGUUUAGGGGGAGCCAGUCUAGAACAAGGGCAUGCAGAGUUCAUGUUCGGGUUGGAGAGCGCGUGGUUAUCAAGGCUUAG
This is a messenger RNA of Trematosphaeria pertusa, 761 nucleotides long. RefSeq lists its product as uncharacterized. Bases 36 to 761 code for a protein of 241 amino acids. The record is from RefSeq and is a predicted model, not a curated record. Lineage: Eukaryota; Fungi; Ascomycota; Dothideomycetes; Pleosporales; Trematosphaeriaceae. The transcript has 2 exons.